Molecule: messenger RNA, 5431 nt
Organism: Caenorhabditis angaria
Lineage: Eukaryota; Metazoa; Nematoda; Chromadorea; Rhabditida; Rhabditidae
Source: the annotation of a GenBank genome assembly
AUGUUAACGCUGCUAAGUCGUGGAUUGCCAUCGACAAAAUCCAGAGAAUAUCUUAGGAAUCAAUACUUAGGCGGACAAUUUGAAGUGGUCUCAUCAGCCGAACCCCUUUUGGUUAGUUUUAUUCUCCUUCUUUUCUUUUGAAAAUUCCCGUUCUUUUCAAAAAUGUGUGAAAAAAUGUCGUUUAUUUUUCUUUUAUAUUUUUGCUGGAAAAAGAAAAUAUAUACGUUUCAAAAAAUUCAAUUUUGUGUCACUACGUACAAAAACUUUUUAUUGUUCGAAAAGAUCAAAAUUGUUCCGCUGCAAUUUUUUCUUAUCGACAGAAAAGCUUUUGAUGACAACAUUUUCUAGAUUCGCAGAUUGUGAGAUAAUGAAAAUUCCAAGUUUUUUUUUUCAAUUGAAAAAAAAAAAGAAAUUAGGGAUUUAAAAAGAACAUUUUUGGUCUGAAACAUUUUGAAUUCAAAGAGAAGUUGAAUAAAAAGCUUCAUUGAAAUUAUUCCUAGUUCGAGAAAAUGGUAUGUUUCACUUUUUAAAUAAAAAUAUAUUUCCUCUUGAUCGGGAAGUUUUAUAAUACCCUCUCGCUAUCGAAAUGAUGUGUUUUAUAAUUGAACAAAAAAUAUUUUUGAAAAUUUCUAUUCUUUUUUCAUUGUUCUUUUGAGUUCCAAACUUUUAUGAACUGUAUUACUCUCCGAAAAAAUAUAAUUUAAGUUCAUAGAAAUUGUGAAAAUGUUGGGAAGAUUUCCGUAAAGUUAAAAAAUAUACUCAAUCUUUGAUUGCACUCAAUUUUACAAAAAAUUGAUUGUGUUCUAUUUUGGAAUUAUUUACUUUUGAUAGGAAACUUUUUCAUAACGCCCUUUUUUGAAUGAUGGUUGUUGAUUAGUGAAUUGAAUUGUUUUUGAAUUUUCAUAAUUAUUUUUUGAGAAAAAACCAAUCCAGAUACUUUCCCAUGUAUAUCCAAUUUCACUGAAAAAAAAACACAAAAAUUUCUCUUUUUUUUGAAGAACAAACUGACUGAUUCAAAUUUCUAAUUAACUUUCAACCAAAUUAACAUUUCAGUUCUUGAAGGGGCGAAAAAACUAGAACACUUUGAAACAAAGUAAAAAAAACAUUUUUCCAAAAAAAAACCUUAUUCGUUUUGCAUAAAUAAUUUAUUUUCUUUUAUUUUUCCAAAAUUGUUUCUGGUUUCAGAUGUUCUCUUUGCAAAAUUUAAAAUCCGUUGUUUCUUAUUCUUGAUCAUUUUUAUGCCAAAAAAAUCAGGAUCAGAGUGUCUAAAAUCAUCCCGUUUUCCCAUAAAUAUCUGAUUUCAUUUGUGAUUCAUCAGAAAAAAGUUAUUCAUUCUUGGCUCUUGAAACUUUUUUUCAUUUCUCAAUGAAAUUCCCACGGUCAAUAAAUUUAAUAUUCAUACUUCUAGAGUUCAAAAAAAGGCUGACUCUCUACACACGGAAAAAAAGAAACAGAGAUGCAGGUUUUGCUGCUCAUGUAUGCUCAUAUUGACUGAAUUCCUUUCUAGCUUUUGAAAAAUGCUCACGUUUCCCAUAAUUUUAGACACACGUGACGCAAAUCAAAUCAAAUUAUGCAUAUGAUUCAAUUCAAUUCGCAUCAAAUACUUUCUGAUUUUAUCUAUAUUUUUCUUUUUCUUCCUUUUUUUGCAUAAAUAUAAAGAGAUCUGGAUCUUUCAAACACAUAUAAAUCUCUAGACUUGAUACGUACAACUGUCCUCAUAGUCUUAUUUUUCGCUAAAAUCGGACUUUACAUAGAUGUAAAACAAAAAACAACCAAAUUGAUAGAGAUAGACAAUUGAUAUGAUACACACCCACUAUUCCUAUUCUAUAAACUCUUAUUAUUCGACAAAUUUUCAAUAAAAUCGAAGAAAUAGUUGUACUAAACUUGUUUGUGUUUUUUUGCUAUUUUCAUUCUUCUUAAAUUUGUAUUCCAACUAGAAUUAUUUUACUAUUCAAAAAGAAUUGUCAUUUUUUGGUGUGAAAUUCGAUGAAAGUUUUAUUCAAAAAAUCUGACAUUAAAAAUAACUUCGAUCCGAUUGGAGGCAAUCAAAAAUGGAGGGAAACAAUAAAAUCGUCAUUUAUAUUAUUCCAGAGGUCCUUUCUUUUUUGCAGUUAAAAAAAAUAAUAAUUCACCUUCCAUUUCAUUAUUCUUUCUGCAAAGAUCAAAUUGAACAUUCAUUUAUUUUUCAGAGUGAUGAAAAAAUGAAGGAUGUUCAUAUUCGUAUGCCAAGGGUGCUCAACACCUGUCCACCAGGUUCACCAUCACUUCGCCUCGCUUUGGUGGUCCUCAGCAUUGGAGCAGCUAGUCAUUUCUUGGUGAGCUCUCUCUAUACUUUUCUGAUAGUUUCUCAAAUAUCCUAUUUUUUCAGUUAUUCUUGGAUAGUGUUGUUGACAAUCUUCUACCAGCAGCCAUGCCUUUUUUUAUAAGUGUUUACGGGACAAAAGAAAAUGGUGAGUGAGAAAAAAUUGGGAUGACUUAUGAGUCAUCUUCGGAAAAAGAGGGGGUGGGGAAUAAUGGAUUUUAUGCACAAAUUUCUGAUUUUAUUAAAUGGUGUGUCAACGUCAUAUUGUUUUGAUCGAUUUAUUUUGGAAAAUAAUAAUAUCAGAAUUGAUGACUCAUAAAAUGGGUGCAUUUUCUCUGAAUUUUUCAACAAUUGGUUUAAUAUCAAAUGCUUGAAUUGAUUAGUUGAUGACACGGCAAAUUUUGAGAUUUCAAGUGGUUUUGAAUCAUGUAGAAAGAGCAAAGUUUUGAGAGAUGUCUAGAAUAAAUGGGUUAAAAUUUUGAAUAUUUUCAUCCACUCGCAUUCAGAAAGUAAUAUUUUUUUCAAAUUUUGAUACAUGUUUUUUGAUAUUGAUUCACAAAGUUCUGGUAAAAAUAUUCGAAUAAAAUAUAUCGACAUUUUGAACCUUUAUCAAAUCCCCCAAUAUUCCAGAUUUUUCAAACAAAUCAAAAAAGUUUUGAAAAAAAAAACCCAAACGGGUUUAUUUCACAACAAAAGUGACACAUCAUACAAUUCCGAUAUUUUUCAAGUGAUAAAUCAAAUAUCAAAAUACAGUAACCAUCUGAAAAAACUUCUUAUCUUUUUCGCAAAAAGUGCAUCAAAACAUUGUUUCUGACACUUGAAAUGUAUCAAUCUUGUGAAUUUUUGUCAUUGUCCAGGAAAUCAGAAAAACACGCUAUUUGAUCUUUUUUUGUGUAAUUGAUUUGACGAAAAUAGUGUGAAUUUUUUGAUUGAUAAUAAUCUCUUUGAAAAGUGACAUCACACCGAAUCCUGUCACACUUUUCUUCGAAUCGAAUAGUUUUUGAACUUUUUACGACGUUUGUAAUAAAAAGUGUGUUCAUUAAAUUGACACAUGGAAAUCACAAGGAAAACAUAAAAGAUAGUUUGUGUUUUUCAGCCAAUCAUGCUUGGGAAAUGCUGGUGUCAUCAAGAAUUUAUGGUUUGGCAAUUGGAUGUUUCAUUGCUGUUUUGUUGUCGCAUAAAAACGGAAGAAAAUUGCCAGUUAUUGUCGGUAAGAUAUAAAAAACACUUUUGAAAACUUUGGAAGACAACAUGUUUUCAUAUUAGAAAAAGUGCAAGAGAAUACGGUACACAAAUUUUUUUUAGGUACAAUUUUGGAUGUGAUUGGUGUUGUCUUAACACUUUUGAUCACUUAUAUUCCGAGUGGUGUGAUGGUUGCAACUUUUGGAAGACUUAUUAAUGGAAUUGGGCAAGGGAUGGUACAAACAGCGGGUUCUGUUAUGUUGUCAGAACUUCCACCUUUGAAUAAGAGAGGAACAGUUUUAGCAACUUUGGUAAUAUUUUUAUCAAAUUUUGAGUGCUUUACUUUAGAAAAAACAAACUUCUCACAUGUCAGAGAGUUGAAAACAUUGACAGGGCUUCUAAUUUGUAGAACAGAAAACUUAUUUCUAUAUUCAAUCUUGAAAAUAUACAUAAAAGUAUUUGAACCCUGCUUCCAGUGCAAUUUUUUCAAACCGUUUUUUUUCCAGACAAUGUGGGCAUGUAUGGGUGAACUUGGUGGAAUGAUUAUUUCAUUAGAUGAUUUCCUCGGUCGUCCAAAUAUGUGGCAUUGGGCGAUGGGUUUCCCACUCGUCGUUUUGCUCCCAGCCUUGGUCAUCCUCUGGAAAGCUCCAGAUUCUCCAAGAUAUCUAUUUUUGGCAAAUCGAGAAAGCGAAGCAAGAAAAGCAAUGUCGUUCUAUCAAAAUGCUGCAGAUUGUAAACAAUCUAUGGAAGAAAUUUUGAGCGAAAAACAAUAUGUGAGCAAUUUUUUUUUCGUUUUCCCAAUCGAUUAACAUUUUAUAAUCAAAUCAUAUAAUUUUUUAGACCCUUCAAAUGGCAAAAGAAAAAAUCGAUGAGAAUGGGAAUUCAAGCAAAAUUGAAAGAGAAGAAUUCUUACAAAAAACUUUUGAUCGAAUCCAAGAUGGAAAAUUCUUCCGACCACUUCUCAUUGCUCUCUUCAUCCAAACUUUUGUUCAUUUAGAUGAUUGGGUUGGUAAAAUGUGAAGAGAUUUAAAUAUAAACGGGGUUUUUUCAGCUCUGGAUUUCAUAUUCAACUCAAAUUUUCGAAACUUAUGGCUUAUCUUCUGGAAAAGCACAAAGAGCUUCUCUCAUCAUGUCACUUCCACAAGCUGUUAUUAGUAUCGCAUUGUUAGGGUAAGAAAAAUGAUAAAAAUAUAAGACAUAAGACGCGGGAAACUUGGAUAACUUUGAAACUUAAAAUAUACACACAUUUCCUUUAUUUUUUCCUCAAAAGAAUCUUUCUUCUUCCAGCUGCUUUGACAACUUCACCCGCCGUUCACUUUUGAUCUUCCCAACAGUAUUGAGUGUCAUUUUCGGAAUUCUUGCUAUUGUUUUCUCUGCGCCUCAAUUUGCAACAAUUGUCCCAAUCAUGAUUAUUCUUCCAAUUUUAGCUGCUCUUGAUUUAUCCGUUGCAGCAAUCAGUGGCGAAUCAGCUUACGCUAUAGUUCCCGAAUUAUUUUUAGCUAAUGACAAGGUUCUUGGAACUGCUAUUGUUGGAAUUGUACAAAAUGGAUUUGGUGGAGUUCUCACCAAUUUCCUGCUCACUGCUUUGAAUUAUCAUGGUGUAUCAAAUGUUCUUAUUCCAUUUGUUGUAAUGAACACGAUUUAUGCUAUUGUUACAUACAAAUUUUUGCCAGAAACUGGAGGAAAAACACCUGGGGUAAGAUUUGUUUUUAAAACUGUUCAAAACAAAAUUGCUUAAUUUUUUUUCAGGAAAUCUCUCGAAAUUUCUCCGUCGAAUUGCCCGGUGUAAACUUUGUCAAAUAUAUCAAACAUAAAUUCGAAGAGCUUUCUGAAACUGCUGGAAGCAAACCUUUCAUUUUUAAUCUCGUUGGUUUCAUUUUCCAAGUGAUUUGCUGUUUUUUCGUGAUUGAUUUUGCUUAUUACAUGUAUACCAAUAUUGCGAAAUAG